Molecule: messenger RNA, 1890 nt
Organism: Paramecium tetraurelia
Lineage: Eukaryota; Ciliophora; Oligohymenophorea; Peniculida; Parameciidae
Exons: 7
Source: RefSeq, a predicted model, not a curated record
AUGUCAAUGAAAAAGUAAUUCACAGGUGGUAAAACAUCGAGAUCGAAUAGCAAACAAUCUACUAGCAAUCCAAUGUCAGUAAGAAAACGAUUUUCGUCUUUAUGUUCACCGUCCAACAACUAGAACUAAACUCCUUGCGUCUUUUGUCAAAAGUUCAAAAAUUGCAAAGAAGAAUCCUAUGCUCCACUUUUAAACAAAGCAUUAUUUGCUAAAUAUUCGUCAUCCUAAAACUAUUAUUAUUCAAAGGACAUCAACGACAUCAUAGAAGAGGAGUCAACUCCCGCAGUUGUAUUUUAUAGGGAUUUAGAAAGUAUGAUCGAAGAGGAGGAAUAUUUGAAAAGAUCCUAUGUUAAAAAAGAGGCAUAAUAAAAAGUCAAGGCAUUGCAGGAAUAUUACAAAUAUCACAAAGACAUCCCUCGUUUGUUUAUGCAAAAUGUGUAUCUGACCAUAAAUAAGUUCCAUGAAAAGAAGAGGAGAUUGGAAUAUGCAAAUAUUAAGAGAAAAUUGAACAUUCCAGAUGAGGACUAACCAUUGAAAAAGAAAGAGAAGAAGAAAUAGAAGCAUAGUGAUGAAGAUCUAACCAUAGGAUAGUUGAAAUAUCUAUUGAAAGACUUAAAAUUGGACACUAACUCUUAUCUCCAAAAAAAAGUAGACAUCUCUAGUAGUGUCUAAUUGAGAGAGUUCAUUUAGUAAGUCGGAUAAAAGUAUGAUUGUCUUGGAUAAAUAUCAGGAUUAUUGUCUAUUGAUUAAAGCAAUAGUUUUCUCUUAAGAUCACAGGAUCUCUCGACAAUCACUAAGAAUCUAAAAUCUACUUACAUGACUAAUCUUAAACCAAAGGUUAACAAAAGUUCUCUAUUACAGAAUCUUGAUUCAAAAACUACCCAUCAAGUCAGCUGUUAAGGGAGUUACGAUAAAAUCAAUAUGAAUCGAUUACAGUUCAAUUCAGGGGAGGUCUCUUCCUUAAAAGCUGAGAAUUCCAUUAAGGCUGGGGAAUAGACCAAAAGAUCCAAUUAAGAAUAAUCCCCAUUAAGAAGUUCAUAAUAAUCGUAAUUAAUGCAAAAAGUGUACUCACAAAUUGAAGGUUUUGCCAACUUUGUUCAAUAAUAGUAAACUAUGUAGAAACAAUAAAAAGCUAAUAACUGUUAGAAAUCGAAUUCUCAAAGAAAAGUGAGUGGCAAUUUUAAUGCAACAGAAUGUUAAUUCAGAUUACCAAGUAGAUAAAAUUCAACAUUAAAGUAGUCAGCUGAUUUGUUAUCUUAUUAAGUGAAUUUCUUAAGAACCAGAGUUGCCUCAUAACUUUAAAAAUAAGAAGAUGAUAAUAAAAGUAAACAACCUUUGGCCACUGAUAGAGUCUAGAGAUAGAGUGUCUAUAACACUGGAGAAUAGACUUUACAGAAAACAGCAUCCAAAAACAUAUAAAAAUUACCACAAAAGUUCACUUAGUAUGCCCUAUCUACUUUAAGAGGACUGUAAGUCAAGAAUUCUGAUUAAAAAAAGAAAUCUACUUUAAUUUCAAAUAAUAAUCUGUAGGCUCCCAUUCUUAAUGCCUAAUUGAUGCACUACAGGACAAAAUCUUAAGAUGCUAUAGGAAAUUACAAGGGGUCACCUCCAAAAUAGACUUAAAAACAUGAAAACUCUAAGGAUCCUUUAAGGAUUACAAAUAAUAUUUGUGUGCAAGGUUCAACCAAAAAGGGAGGUGGGGUGUACAAUAUCAACCAGAAUAAUAUAGUUAAUAUUUAUAUUGAAGAUCUGAAAUCAUCAACCAAAUUAAAAUAAGGAGGAGGUUCAUAAACUGCUCGAAUCAACAGUCCCUUAAAAAGUAAUCCUAAAUUCGAAGUCUAUCAUACACAAAGAUCCAAUUUGAGUCCUGUAAGUAAAAAAAUGGCUUGA